AUGGUCAUCAUCAUGUUGCCUGUCAUCCUGGCCGCGUCCCUGCUCGCGGCGACGGCGUCAGGAGCGCCCAGCAGCCGGCUCUGUGCCAAGACUUACGACUAUAUCGUCGUUGGCGGUGGCACCGCUGGCCUGGCUCUGUCGACCCGCCUCAGCCAGGGGCUGCCGAAUGCAACGGUACUUGUCAUCGAAGCUGGCCCGGCAGGCCUCGGGGACGAGCGCAUCGAGAUACCCGGCCGCAGAGGCUCGACGUUUGGCUCUGCUUACGACUGGAACCUGACGACCGUCCCCCAAGCGGGUUCCAACGGGCGCGUCUGGACCCAGACGAGAGGCCACGUCCUGGGCGGCAGCUCUGCGCUGAACCUCUUCUCCUACGACCGCGCGUCGGCUCACGAAUACGAUGGCUGGGAGGAGCUGGGCAACCCGGGCUGGAACUGGAACUCCAUGCGCGAUGCCAUGAUCAAGUCGGAGAACUUCACCUCGGCGAACACAGAGUACUACACCGGAAGCGAAGGAGUCGGUGAUUCGGGGCCCAUCAAGGCACUGAUCAACCGUCUCAUCCCCGAGCACCAGGCCCCUCUGUUUCCGGUCAUGAACAGUCUCGGGAUCGAGACGAACCUGGAAUCCCUGAACGGUAACGUUCUCGGCGUUCUUUAUUCGCCAAACAGCAUCGAACCGACCCACUACAACCGAUCCUACAGCGCCAAUUCGUAUCUGCCUCUGGCCAGCACGAACCAUUACGUCCUGACCGAGUCCAAAGUUGCCAAAGUUAACCUCGAACCUGCUCCGGAGGGUGGCAAUCGACGCGCCACGGGCGUUACGCUCUUGAAUGGAAGAGUCUUGCUUGCCCGCCGCGAGGUCAUUGUCUCCGGCGGCAGCCUGCUAAGCCCAGCCAUCCUGGAAAACUCGGGUAUCGGAAAGGCCGACGUCCUGUCUGCGGCCGGAAUCGAGCAGCUCGUCGAUCUCCCCGGCGUGGGCGAGAACCUCCAGGACCAUGUCCGCAUCCAAAGCUCGUACGAGCUGAAGGAGAACUUCACCGGCUACGACCGUCUCAAGUACGACACUGCCUACGCGGCCGAGCAGCUUCGGCUCUGGUGGGAGGGCAAGACGUCCAUGUACGGAUACUCCGGCAGCGGAUACACCUUCACGAACUGGAACCAGGCUCUCGGGGACGAAGGCGAAGCGGACCUCAUCGCCCUCGCCCGCGACGCCGUCGGCGCCUCCAGCCACCCCGUGGAGCGAAAGAAGCUCGAGUGGCUCAACGACACCAGUGUCCCUCAGCUCGAGAUCUUGUUCAGCGACGGAUACACCGGGGUGAAGGGUUACCCGACCUCGGGGAGUGCAGGGUACGGCAAGGACUACUUCACCCUCAUUGCAGCCGUGAUGCACCCCCUGAGCCGGGGCAACGUCCACAUCAACCCCGCCAACCCUCUCGGGCCGCCCCUGAUCGACCCCAAGUACCUCUCCCACGAGUACGACCUGCACGCCGCCAUCCAGGCCAUCAAAAAGUGCCGCCAGGUUGCCUUGACGGAGCCCCUGAGAUCGACGUGGGUCUCCGAGUACGAGCCGGGCCUGAACACAACCUCUGAUGCGCAGUGGAGGGAGUUCGCGCUGAAGACCACGUUGUCCAUCUACCACCCUGUCGGAACUUGCGCUAUGCUUCCCAAGGCAGAUGACGGCGUUGUCGACCCCUCGCUGAAGGUCUACGGAACCACGAACCUCAGAGUCGUUGACGCCAGCAUCAUGCCGGUGCUGAUCUCGGCGCAUAUCCAGACUGCUGUGUACGGCAUCGCCGAGAGGGCCGCCGAGAUUAUCAUUCAGGAGGCCACGACAUGA
Molecule: messenger RNA, 1833 nt
Organism: Colletotrichum higginsianum IMI 349063
Lineage: Eukaryota; Fungi; Ascomycota; Sordariomycetes; Glomerellales; Glomerellaceae
Product: Choline dehydrogenase
Exons: 2
Coding region: 1-1833 (610 amino acids)
Biological process (GO): secondary metabolite biosynthetic process
Molecular function (GO): oxidoreductase activity, acting on CH-OH group of donors; flavin adenine dinucleotide binding
Source: RefSeq, a predicted model, not a curated record